Enhydra lutris kenyoni (northern sea otter) is the source of this 2678-nucleotide messenger RNA. Its product is annotated as CCR4-NOT transcription complex subunit 7. The coding region runs from base 281 to 1138 and encodes 285 amino acids. Gene Ontology annotation, cellular component: CCR4-NOT core complex; CCR4-NOT complex; P-body. The record is from RefSeq and is a predicted model, not a curated record. Gene Ontology annotation, molecular function: nucleic acid binding; poly(A)-specific ribonuclease activity. The transcript has 7 exons. Lineage: Eukaryota; Metazoa; Chordata; Mammalia; Carnivora; Mustelidae.
GCCAGGACGUGCGAGAGGCGACGGCGCAGCACGGUGCGGCGCAGCCCCAGCUCCCUUUUUCCCCUUGCUGGGCGUGAGGUGUCUAUGGGGCACCCGCUGCUGCCGCCGCUACCGCCACCGCCACCGCCGCUGGUUGCUGUCUCUAUGGCGAGGAGGAGGAGGAGGAGCGCGAGCUCAGCGACACAAGUACAAAAAUAAAGGAUAAAGUAUUUUAUGAAACAAAUCUUCAAUCAAGUAUAACAUUUUGAUGCUUGGCAUCUAGACUUCUUGUGCCCUCACUAUGCCAGCAGCAACUGUAGAUCAUAGCCAAAGAAUUUGUGAAGUUUGGGCUUGCAACCUGGAUGAAGAGAUGAAGAAAAUUCGUCAAGUUAUCAGAAAAUAUAAUUACGUUGCUAUGGACACCGAGUUUCCAGGUGUGGUUGCAAGACCUAUUGGAGAAUUCAGGAGCAAUGCUGACUAUCAGUACCAACUAUUGCGAUGUAAUGUAGACUUGUUAAAGAUAAUUCAGCUAGGACUGACAUUUAUGAAUGAGCAAGGAGAAUAUCCUCCAGGAACUUCAACUUGGCAGUUUAAUUUUAAAUUUAAUUUGACGGAGGACAUGUAUGCCCAGGACUCUAUAGAGCUACUAACAACAUCUGGCAUCCAGUUUAAAAAACAUGAGGAGGAAGGAAUUGAGACCCAGUACUUUGCAGAACUUCUUAUGACGUCGGGAGUGGUCCUCUGCGAAGGGGUCAAAUGGUUAUCAUUUCAUAGUGGUUAUGACUUUGGCUAUUUAAUCAAAAUCCUGACCAACUCUAACUUGCCUGAAGAAGAACUUGACUUCUUUGAGAUCCUUCGAUUAUUUUUUCCUGUCAUUUAUGAUGUGAAGUACCUCAUGAAGAGCUGCAAAAAUCUCAAAGGUGGUUUACAGGAAGUUGCUGAACAGUUAGAGCUGGAACGGAUAGGACCACAGCAUCAAGCGGGAUCUGAUUCAUUGCUCACAGGAAUGGCCUUUUUCAAAAUGAGAGAAAUGUUCUUUGAAGAUCAUAUUGAUGAUGCCAAAUAUUGUGGUCAUUUGUAUGGCCUUGGUUCUGGUUCAUCCUAUGUACAGAAUGGCACAGGGAAUGCAUAUGAAGAGGAAGCCAACAAGCAGUCAUGACAUGAAAUAGUCCUUUUAUUUUUAUUUGAGCUACACACAAACUUGUAUAUAGGUUUUAUCUCUCGUUGAAUCCCUUGAACAAUAGAUAUUACUAUUUUUUUUUCUUUCAUAGCCCAUUUUAUUUUCUGCCUUUCAGUACUAGUAUGACCAUUCCUAUCUCAGAUCUUAAUAAAUAGAAAAGCAUUCAGGUUAAAUUUGGCCUUAACUUAAUAUACUUGUUAGCAGGCAUGUGUGACAGAGAGUGGGGAAACCCGCAUCAUACUGAAUAUUUUGAUAAACUUCACCUGCUUGGGCUUGGUUUGUUUUUCCCCCUUCCUAAAUUAACUAGCACUGACUGUAAUUUAUUUCCCUGUUUCAUGUCUCCCUUCUAUUCUGCAGGAGUUUUAGCUAUUUGAGAUUGUGGACCAUCAAUUUUGCACUUUAGAGAGUGAUUCUGACUCAAAUCCUCUGUUUUAUCAGAAAUUUUGGCUUUUCUUGCUCUUAGCUGGAAAAAUGACCAUCUGCCAACCUUAUACAGUAUUUACUUGUUUUUGACCCACGGAAAUAGCACAUGCAUUGUGCAAACGGUUGAUUCAGCAAGACUACAAAAAAAAAAUGAACAAAAAACUACUGAGAGCUUAGUAACUGCUGUUUCUGUACGUAGUGUUUAAUCUUCCAAGCACAUCUAGUGUCUGUCAGUUUCUCAUUGGCAUGUGUAGGCUGCUCUGUGACUGAAGAAUUUUUCAAACCAGCUUUACACCCUUCAGGAAAAAUCCCUUGUGAUUGGAUGUUUAAUGUCUGCCAGGAAACUGGCAUCCAAGAUAAUUGAAGCCGCCAUUAUUUUAUGAUAGCACACUUCCCUUUGAUCUGCUUCUUCUUAUUCUGUCACUGUUUACCUUAUUUUUAAUUUUUUAAACAUUUUAUAGCCAUACUUAUGAUGCUCUUGCUUUGUUGAUUCCACAAAUCAAUUUCAUUAAAGUCCAAAGAUAGCAAGUCUUUAGGUAUAUAUUGUACCAAAUUAAAUUAGAAGAAAAAAAAUUGUGCUUUCAUAGUUGUCACAAAGAUAAAUAAUGAAGAGAUUUGGUGCAAAACAACAAAACACAAAAAUAUAUUCUAUAUAUAAAGCCAUAUAUGUGUGUGUGUAUAUAUAUAUAUGGCUAUAUAUAUAUAGCUAAUUAAAAUUACCUGAGGAGUGUAAUGCUUGUUUAUUUUUUUGUGUAUAUCUUUGCAAUCUAUUUUAUAUAUAUUGACAAAAGAGAUUGAAAUAUUUAGCCAUGAAGAAUAUGUGACCAGACCAGAGCAUGUGUAGGAAGACAUUUUGGUAAUCAUUAACUCUUCCCUGAAAUGAUAGACUACAAGUUAUGAUGUGUGUUACCUACAUUUGAAUCAGUAAUACUAGCAAAUCUUAAAAUGUUAGCCACAUUGGUUUGUUUUCUUUGUACAUUAUUCAUUAUAUUACAAUGCUGUAACUGGGUGGUCCUUUUUAAACAAAACGUUAUUUGCAAAACAGAGGGUAUUAUUUGUUUUUAAAGCUUUUGUAAAUAAAGCCUUCAGAAAUGUU